This is a messenger RNA of Trichoderma asperellum CBS 433.97, 2220 nucleotides long. RefSeq lists its product as uncharacterized. The record is from RefSeq and is a predicted model, not a curated record. NCBI's taxonomy places the organism in Eukaryota, Fungi, Ascomycota, Sordariomycetes, Hypocreales, Hypocreaceae. Gene Ontology annotation, biological process: mismatch repair. Gene Ontology annotation, molecular function: ATP hydrolysis activity; ATP-dependent DNA damage sensor activity; ATP binding. Gene Ontology annotation, cellular component: MutLalpha complex.
AUGGAUAAAAUGGAAGUUGAUAGUGCCCCGAGUGGGACCAAGAGAAAGGCGGAGGAAGAACAUGAGGCUCAGAAGCCCGCACGAAGGAUCAGGGCUCUCGACCCUGAUGUGGUCAACAAGAUCGCUGCGGGAGAGAUUAUUGUGGCUCCGGUUCAUGCGCUCAAAGAGUUGGUUGAAAAUGCUGUGGACGCAGGCUCAACGUCCCUGGAGAUUCUGGUCAAAGAUGGGGGCUUGAAAAUGCUUCAAAUCACAGACAAUGGUGGCGGAAUUGAGAAAGAAGACCUGGAAAUUCUAUGCGUACGGCAUACAACGUCUAAAAUUUCUACAUUUGAAGACUUGUCAUCUAUCGCCACAUAUGGAUUCCGCGGCGAAGCUUUGGCCAGUAUUAGCCACAUUGCCCAUCUUACGGUAACGACGAAGACCAAAGAGUCAUCUCUCGCUUGGCGUGCACAUUACCUGGAUGGGAAGCUAGUUCCUGCGAAGCCAGGGCAAUCUGCUGAACCAAAGGGAGUUGCUGGGCGUCAGGGUACCCAAAUCACGGUGGAAGACUUGUUCUUCAAUGUGCCAACUCGUCGGAGAGCAUUUCGAUCCUAUGCAGAUGAAUUCAACAAGAUUAUUGAUAUGGCCGGACGAUAUGCAAUACAUUGCAAGGGAGUCGGCUUUACUUGCAAAAAGGCAGGCGAGGCUUCUAACGCUCUUUCCGUACAAGCUCAAGCAACUGUGAUAGACCGCAUUCGUCAGAUCCAUGGCAGCAACGUCGCCAAUGAGCUCAUAGAACUAUCUGUCUCCGACGACCGAUGGGGUUUCUCUGCCAAUGGCUAUGUGACAAAUGCCAAUUAUCACAUCAAGAAGACGACAUUGCUCUUAUUUAUCAACCACCGUUGCGUUGAAUCAACCACCAUGAAAAAGGCACUCGAACAGACAUACUCUGUCUUCUUACCCAAGGGCGGCCAUCCUUUCAUCUAUCUUAGCCUGGAAAUUGAUCCGGCUCGAGUAGAUGUCAAUGUUCAUCCUACCAAGCGGGAGGUUCAUUUUCUCAACGAAGAGGAGGUCAUACAAGCUAUUUGCAAGAAAAUUGAAUCGGAGCUCGCUACUGUAGACACGAGUCGAACGUUUAUGACACAGACGUUACUGCCUGGAGCCAAACCUGUUGAGUCUUUGGAUGAAGAUGACAGCGAUGCCACUCCAAAGUUUACUACACCCGCUCUUAGAAAGAUACGGCGAAACUCGAACGAUCUUGUCCGGACAGAUAAAUCUCAGGGUAAAAUAACUGCUUUGUUUUCACCAGCGGGCACUAUCGAUAAAACAGGUUCUCCGGCUAGAGCUUUAGAAGAUGAGGCAUGGGCUGUUCCAGAGCCAGUGGAAUACACAGCGACAGACCGUGAGCACGUCCAAUGCCGCCUUAAGACCGUCAAGGAGCUACGCCAAGAAGUCCGAGAUGAGAUUCACCAUGAGUUGACAGAGAUCAUCGCCUCACACACAUUUGUCGGUGUAGUCGACGAAGGCCGGCGACUGGCCGCCAUUCAGGGAGGCGUGAAGCUGUAUUUAAUAGACUAUGGCCACACAUGCUUUGAAUACUUUUAUCAGCUAGGACUCACCGAUUUUGGCAACUUUGGUGUUAUCAACUUCAGCCCACCUCUGGACCUCAGAGAAAUUCUUAAAAUCGGAGCCGAAGUCGAAAAGGAGGCUAUGGGAGCCUCUGACAAGGAAUUCAAUGUCGACUUGAUAGUCGCAAAGGUAGCAGAUCGGCUCAUUGAGCGAAGAGAGAUGCUCCAAGAGUACUUCUCCCUCGAAAUCACUCCUACGGGUGAGCUGGUUUCCAUCCCUCUCCUCAUUAAAGGCUAUACGCCAUCCCUUGGCAAGCUCCCCAGAUUUCUUAUCCGUCUCGGACCUCAUGUCAACUGGGAUGAUGAGAAAGAGUGCUUUCAGACUUUUAUCACAGAGUUGGCGACAUUUUAUGUCCCUGAGGCACUGCCCACGUCUGCAGAAGGGAAAGAUGAAAGCGGAGACGUUAGUGAAGAGGGAAAAUCAGAACAGGGAGACGAGGAUGCGGCUCUUGAGGAAAUGAGAACAAGAAGGCAGCACGUCAGGUGGGCUAUCGAGCACAUCUUCUUCCCGGCGUUUAGGUCACGGCUGGUAGCGACGAAGAAGCUCAUGGACGGAGCUGUGUUGGAGGUGGCAAGUUUGAAGGGACUGUACAGGGUUUUUGAGCGGUGUUGA